AUGGACGACCAAUUUGGGGGCAGAACCGACGACGACUUGUUCGCCGACGAGUUUGAGCCCGUAGCCGAAGAGGAAGCUCAAGUCUACCCCGACCCUGCGCCAGUGCCAGUCCCCGUCGCCAAUGAUGCUCCCGCACCUGCGAGCCAAACUUCCUCGACUGCACCGUCGUCUGUAGGCACUGGUGCAGCGCACCAUGCGCCCGCUCCUGAAGCAACGACCCCAGACACAGCAGCUCCCGCGGCAACGGCGUCCAGCACGACAGCUUCCAAUGCGACAGCGGCCCCGCAGAAGUCGGGCCUGAUGCAGUCACGGCAUGCCCAACAACCGCCCGCCUCCGCGCCACGCGCGCCGCGCAACCACCGCGCCAACAACCCGAACCAUAAUAGCAACAACCACGCCGGAGCGUCUCCCAGCCCGUCGAGCCCUGCGCCGCCCUCCUCGACCAGACACGACAGCCGGCAACACAAAUCCAACCAGGGCUCAGACGCCCGCACCGGGUCCGGCGCAAACCCACGUACCAAGCUCACCGAGGCCGAGCUGGCUGAAAAGAUGGAGAAGAUGCGCAUCCUGAACGAGGAGAAGACGCGCCGGUUCAAGAAGGUGGAGGAGGACGAGCAGUCCCACGCCAUGGCCAUGGAGAAGGCGACCGCAGAACAGCGCAAGCGCCGGCAAGAAGAGGCCGAGCGCCGGAGGAGAGAGGCCAGCGACAAGAGGCAGCUGGACGACGAGCGCGAGAAGAACAGGCAGAGGAAACUCAAUGCCUUGGGCGCCCGGGAGAGCAACUGGGACGAGGGCAAGGAGGAGAGGCUGCUGGAGGAGGACCGAAGACGGGGAACGUCCAACUUCAGGGGCGCGAAUGGAGGCAUUCGUGGGUCGUCGAGCGGCAGGGGCGGUGGUCUGUCCGGUAGCCGCUUCGCCGACUCAACUUCAGACACGGAUUUCAUGGCUGGUCGGGGAGGGAGAGGCGGCAGGGGCGGAAGAGGGCGAGGAGGCCGUGGCGACUAUUCCGGCACGCCGCCGCCCCAGGGCGCGUCGCAUGCAGCGAAGAAGGAGCCCGCGCUCACGCCCGACGAAUUCCCUGCUUUACCAUCCGCUCCGGCGUCCAACACGAAGGUUUCCUCUGUCGCAAAGACAGACCUCAACUCGCCGACGUCGCCGCUUGGACAAUGGGAUGACGAAAUGGCCGCGAUUGAUGCGAAGACUGCCGCCGCGAACAAAUCCUAG
Messenger RNA from Diaporthe citri, 1224 nucleotides. RefSeq lists its product as uncharacterized. Bases 1 to 1224 code for a protein of 407 amino acids. Lineage: Eukaryota; Fungi; Ascomycota; Sordariomycetes; Diaporthales; Diaporthaceae. The record is from RefSeq and is a predicted model, not a curated record. The transcript has a single exon.